AUCUCUCACCCGCCACACCGCCUUUUCUGGAUGUGGUCUGAUUCGAAUAAGUGUAGAGUGUGGGGUGUGGAUCAGCUCGAGUGUGUGUUCGAGAGAGAGAGAGAGAUGGGGAGGAUAUUUACGGUGGAUCUGGAAGGUAGGACAUACAGGUGCAAGUUUUGCAAAACCCACUUAGCCCUUGCUGAUGAUGUUGUUUCCCGGGCGUUUCAUAGCCGCAGGGGGAAAGCAUACCUCUUCAGUAAAGCGUUGAACAUCACCAUUGGACCACUAGAGGAGAGGAUGAUGCUUUCUGGGAUGCAUACCAUAGCAGACAUAUUUUGCGUCUGUUGUGGACAAAUCGUUGGCUGGAAAUAUGAAGCUGCACACGAAAAAAGCCAGAAGUAUAAAGAAGGGAAGUUUGUUCUUGAAAGAGGGAGAAUUAUUGAUGGAGUCAACUCAGAAUUUUACAUUGACACCCAUCCGAAUAUGAGUGAUGCUGAAGAUGCGUAGACUUUAAUUUGUAUCAAAUGGAUGUAAUAAAUACUGAAGAUGCGUAUACUUUAAUUUCUUUCAAAUAAAUGUAAUAACUGCUGCGAGACUGAGCUGUGGAAAUAGAAAAGAAGUUCUUUGUUACCUCUGGAUUUUGGCAGAUGAUGGUUAACUGCAUCAUGAGCU
Molecule: messenger RNA, 654 nt
Organism: Ilex paraguariensis (yerba mate)
Lineage: Eukaryota; Viridiplantae; Streptophyta; Magnoliopsida; Aquifoliales; Aquifoliaceae
Source: the annotation of a GenBank genome assembly